This is a messenger RNA of Epinephelus lanceolatus (giant grouper), 4699 nucleotides long. RefSeq names its product abhydrolase domain containing 3, phospholipase (gene abhd3). Gene Ontology annotation, molecular function: glycerophospholipid phospholipase A1 activity; monoacylglycerol lipase activity; A2-type glycerophospholipase activity. The record is from RefSeq and is a predicted model, not a curated record. Gene Ontology annotation, biological process: phosphatidylcholine metabolic process; medium-chain fatty acid catabolic process; medium-chain fatty acid biosynthetic process. Lineage: Eukaryota; Metazoa; Chordata; Actinopteri; Perciformes; Serranidae.
CUCGGUAUAUAUCCCCACAUCAGGUCCCCUUGACUGUCUCCUUCACACAGUGGGCUCGCAGGCAGACACAGCUGACUUUCACCCGAGCUGGCCGCUGUCCUUGCAGUAACGAGAGGCAAACAGGGAGCUUGCAAUGAUCUCGCUGGACUUCAAUUUCAACAUUUUGACUCGGGACCUGUCGCAUUAUCUGGAAAAUCAAGUGAAAGUUGGGCUGUUCGGGUCGGGAGUGGGACUGUCUCUGGUGCUGGGCUUUAGCGCAGCGUACACCUGCUACUAUCUGCUCUCAGUAGCGAAGAAGCCACAGCUCAUCUCAGGGGGCAAGAAGUUCUACCACUUUCUGAGGGAGCAAUGUCCGGUAGUGUCAGAGACCUACUACCCCACCUUUUGGUGCUGGGAGAGCCGCAUCCAGACUCUGCUGAGACCCUUUGUCACAGCCAAACCUGGAGUUGUCUACAGAAAUGAGCUUAUUAAGGCAGCAGAUGGAGGACAGAUCUCUUUGGAUUGGUUUGACAACGACGAGAGCCUCUCUCAUCCCGACCCGGCCACUAGGCCCACAGUCCUCCUCCUACCCGGUCUGACCGGCACCAGCCGAGAGUCCUACAUCCUGCACAUGGUCCAACAGAGCCGGGAUCUGGGCUAUAGAUGCGUGGUUUUCAACAACAGAGGAGUUUCUGGUGAAACGCUGCUGACCCCGAGGACCUACUGUGCAGCCAACACAGAGGAUCUGGAGACUGUUAUUGAGCACAUCCAAAGGACGAAUGAAGCUGCUCCAAUCAUGGCUGCUGGAGUAUCAAUGGGCGGGAUGAUGCUUGCCAACUACUUGGGUCGCAAGGGCCGGGAGACCUGUCUGAGGGGGGUCGUCGUCUUCUCAGCAGGCUGGGAUGUGUUUGAGUGCACCGCUUCACUGGAAAAACCCCUGGACCGCUUCCUCUUCAACUCCUACCUCACCAGCUGCCUACAAGCCUCUGUGCACAGACACAGACCAGUGCUUGAAAAGUGUUACGACAUCGAUCAUGUCAUGAAGGCAAAGACCAUUCGUGAGUUUGACGAGAGGUUCACCUCCAUAAUGUUUGGUUAUCCUACCAAUGAUGACUACUACCAUGAUGCCAGUCCUGUCCACAGGCUGAAAUCUGUGCAGGUGCCAAUGCUGUGUCUGAACGCCGCUGAUGAUGUCUUUUCCCCAUCUCACGCCAUUCCAGUGGAGGCAGUGAAGCAGAACCCCAACCUGGCCCUGCUCAUUACCUGCCACGGCGGCCAUAUUGGUUUCCUCGAAGGCCUAUGGCCUCGACAGAGCACUUACAUGGACCGAGUCUUCAAGCAGUUUGCUAAGGCGGUCAUCGAAAAAGGCAGCGGACUCCAAGACCUCUCGUGAUAAGAGAACUUAACAAAGUGUUCCUCUACUUUUACUUCCUCUCUCUCGUAUGCCUUUCUUCUUUCUUUCCUUCCUUCCUUUAAUGUUUUCUUUCAUUUUUGCCAUCCAUCUUUACUUACUGCAUUCCAUGUUUUUUUCCUUUCAUUUUUAUUCAAUACAUCCUCGUUUUUCUUUCUUCACCCAUUUCAUUGACCUUUUACCGUCUGUCACAUUUGCCCUUCGUUCCUCCUUUCUGCAUUCCAUCCAUCCUCUAUUCCUUCCCUCUCUACCUAAUCCCGUUCUACCUAUUUCCUUCCUUCCAUUGACUUUAUUUUAUCUUUGCCCUUCGUCCUUCCGUCCCAUUCUUCCUCCCGCCGCAAGCAAAAAACAAAAAAUGUUCUUUCUCAUUUGAAGGGCACAUCUUAAUGAAUGCAGCGUUUGUGUUGCGUUCAACGUUCAUUUAUUUAUUCCAUGCAGUUAACAGGUCAUUGUAUGUAAUCAUGCUCUCAGUGGUAUGCUUAUUGGAGAAAAAAAAAACGAGCAUAGCUGUUCAUGUCACUGUUGAAAAGCUGAAUCUGUGCCCAUCUUGUUUAGUUGCAUUAGCUAGCUAAAGAAUUCUGCAGUUACCUUGUGCAAUAAUGUUCUUUUGAAGUUAACACAAGUACUGUACAUGAAACUCCAAUCAUCUCUGUUCAUGAACCUGUAGUACUUAUAACAGUAGGAUUUUAGCCCUCAGGGAUUUUCUUUAUUUACUCAUAACUUCCUGUGUAAAUUUGCUUUGUCAAUCAGUCUCAUUUAGUUUGUGUUUUCCUUGUUUAAAGGUAGAUGUUAUUGACAUACAGUUGUUUUUUUUUCUUUAAAGUAAUAGUUUUAUAUUUUGGGAAAAACGCACAUCUGCUUUCUUGCGGAAAGUUAGAUAAGAAGGUUGAUACCACUUUCAUGGCAGCUUAGCUUAGCAUAAAGACUAGAACCAGGGGACACAGCUAGCUUGGCUCUGUCUAAAGGCAAUCUGGCAAUCCAUGCGCUCAUCAUGAUUUAGCCUCUGGGGGAAACAGCCAAUAUUUCCGGGGUGUAGCCAGUGGAUAUCUGGAAAAUAUAUCUGCUAAUAUAGUUGGAUCAGUACCAAGACUUUGUCCUCCGUGCGCCGGCCAUUGUUUACUGUCCAAUUACCAAUGGAGAAUGGAGUUAGAGUUGAGCAAUGAUAAUUUAUUUUAUUUAUUUAUUAUUUUAAUAUUAAGGACAUGAAAACAACAAUUUUUAAAAGAACUGAUAAAAACACUUAUACUUGGUGUAUAAAAACAGAGGAAAUAAAAGACAGUUUAAAUGAAAAUAAAAUUCGAGUAAAAUCAGAAAAGGCCCUCCGAUAAAAGUCUGUUUUAAGAAGGGACUUAAAACAGAUCACUGACUCGGACAGACUGUUCAAGAGCCUCGGGGCCCUGACAGCAAACGCCUCAAAGUACGUCCUGGCAUGUACGGCACUAAGAGAUCGGAGAUAUAUCUGGGAGAGAGACCAUGAAGAGCCUUAAAAGUAAUCAGUAAAAUUUUAAAAUCUAUUCUAAAACAUACCAGUCAGUCAGUGUGAAGAGGCUAAAACUGGAGUGAUGUGAUCACGUCUCUUGACUCUGGUUUAAAGCCUGGCAGCUGAAUCCUGUACAGUCUGGAGUCGAGUAAUAGAUUUUUAAAUCAGGCAAGAAAAGAGGCCGUUGCAGUGAUCGAGGUGUGAAGAGAUGAAGGCAUGUAAAAUUGUCUCUGUGCCUUUUGACUUUAAAAGUUAAAAUGGAUGAUCUCUAUAAACAGAUAUGUGAAUAUGAAUGCAGAUAGAUUUUUUAAAAAGGUAAAUCCCUGUCAGACAGUGGCCGAUGAGUUUCGAUAGAUGGAUGGAUGCACUUUGGCCAGUGCAUUCCACCUCCUGCCCACCUUUUGUUCUUCAUGUGCUCUGUUUACCUACAUGCAACCAAAAGCCUCUUAACACGCGAUUGUUUGAUACUACUCUUGACUAUGAACAGAAACCCGAACACUUGCCUUCAGAUUCUGCAUUCUGGUGCAGUGGUUAGCGUUGUCACCUCACAGCAAGAGAGUUCCGGGUUCGAACUUCUGUGCAGAGUUUGCAUGUUCUCCCCGAGUCAGCGUAGGUUUUCUUCGGGUUCUCAGUCAGUUGUUGACUAUAAGCGUGAGUGGUUGUCUGUCUCUGUGUGUCAGCCCUGUGAUAGUCUGGUGACCUGUCCAGGGUGAACCCUGCCUCUCCCCAACGUCAGCUGGGAUAGGCUCCAGCCCCCCCGCGACCCUUAACAGGAUAAGCGGUUAUGGAAAGUGAAUGAAUGAGAAAAUCCACCUACAAACAGAUUUUUUUUUAACCCCAGAGCUGAGCUGUUUCCCUCUGCCUCCAGUCUUUAUAUGCUAAGAUAGAGUCUCAUAUUUAUUGUACAGACGUGAGAGCGGUGUCAAUCUUCUCAACCAGCUCUCUGCAACGCAAAUGAGCAUAUUCCCCAAAAUGUCAAUCUUCUCCUUCCAUUAACCUUCUGCAUGCACUUUUAUGUUCACACAUUCUACCUUUACGCACACCAAAUAGUUCUACAAAUGUAUUAUACGGAGAAUAAUUCAUUAAUGACAAGGAAUGUGAAAUUGCACUAUUUUAGUUGAUACUACCAUGCCUCUAAUUCCUUAAUGCCAGGCACUUCGUUUCAUUCGAUAUAUGAAAGUAUAUCCCAAAGGCCAGACAGAGCAGUAUAUGAAUUCCAUGAGGUUUUCUUUGUGAAAAUGUCGGUGGUUAGUUCUGUAAGUAAGUGCGAGGGUGCUAGAUACAGUAAUGUGAAUGAAGUAAUGCACACAGGACGACGGAGAGUGUACAUAUUUGGCUGUUUGAAGUGCUGGAUGUUGCUUUAUGCAAAGUAUUGGUAAGAAACCUGGUUGUCAGUCGCUUCUGGUUCUGUUUCGCCAACAAUGAUCGAGGGGCUGGCUACCGUGUAUGAGUUGGCGUCGAUGAAACGAUCAGAUCCGGCGUGGCAGCCAGGCUUUCAGUAAUGCACCGCACGAGGGAUUUUUGACUUCCUGUUCCUGUGGAAUUUUGGUGUCUUUUUGUUCUGCCAAGUUGUCCAUUGAGUAGCAUGUGUCUCAUCAGUGUCAUCAUGUCCUGCACCUUAACACCACUUCUGUAGCACAAAGGACAUGUUUGGUUGUUUUUCAUAUAGAUGCUGCAUUUCAUUUUGUACACUACAUUAAAAGAAGAAGAAAAAAUGUGUGCAGCAAUAAGAUUUUAAAUUAAAAAAUGGUCUCUGUAGUAUAAUUACCAGUAUAUGCACAUUAUCACCAUGAGUGUAAUAUGCUGUAUUUAAUAAAUUAUUAAACAGU